CUCUUGAGCACGGCCCGGCCGGUUUGGCGGGGUGAAAGGUUGCGAAGAUGGCGACGGCCUUGAGCGAGGAGGAGCUGGACAAUGAAGACUAUUACUCGCUGCUGAACGUGCGCCGGGAGGCCUCCUCUGAGGAGCUGAAAGCUGCCUACCGCAGGCUGUGUAUGCUUUACCACCCUGACAAGCACAGAGACCCCGAGCUCAAGUCACAGGCGGAACGACUGUUUAACCUCGUCCACCAGGCUUAUGAAGUGCUUAGUGACCCCCAAACCAGGGCCAUCUAUGAUAUCUAUGGGAAGAGAGGCCUGGAAAUGGAAGGCUGGGAGGUUGUGGAAAGGCGUAGAACACCUGCUGAAAUCAGGGAAGAGUUCGAGCGCCUGCAGAGAGAGCGGGAAGAAAGGAGACUGCAGCAACGAACCAACCCCAAGGGGACCAUCAGUGUGGGCAUCGAUGCCACUGACCUUUUUGAUCGCUAUGAGGAGGAGUACGAAGAUGUGUCCGGAAGUGGCCUUCCGCAGAUUGAAAUCAACAAGAUGCACAUAUCCCAGUCCAUCGAGGCACCUCUGACAGCUACAGACACAGCCAUCCUUUCUGGAAGCCUGUCAACCCAGAACGGGAACGGAGGGGGCUCCAUCAACUUCGCACUCAGGCGGGUCACUUCUGCGAAGGGGUGGGGAGAGCUUGAAUUUGGAGCUGGGGAUCUGCAGGGCCCUUUAUUUGGCCUCAAGCUGUUCCGUAAUCUCACACCAAGAUGCUUUGUGACGACAAACUGUGCCCUGCAGUUUUCGUCCCGCGGCAUUCGGCCCGGCCUCACCACCGUGCUCGCCCGCAACCUGGACAAGAACACCGUGGGCUACCUGCAGUGGCGGUGGGGCACCCAGUCGGCCAUGCACACGAGCAUCGUCCGGGACACCAAGACCAGCCACUUCACCGUGGCCCUGCAGCUUGGGAUCCCUCACUCCUUCGCACUGAUCAGCUAUCAGCACAAAUUCCAAGACGACGAGCAGACGCGCGUGAAAGGCUCUCUCAAGGCGGGCUUCUUCGGGACGGUGGUGGAGUACGGAGCAGAGAGGAAGAUCUCCAGGCACAGCGUCUUGGGCGCGGCCGUCAGCGUUGGCGUCCCGCAGGGCGUUUCUCUCAAAGUCAAGUUAAACAGGGCCAGUCAGACUUACUUCUUCCCCAUCCACCUGACGGACCAGCUCCUGCCCAGCGCCGUGUUCUACGCCACCGUGGGGCCCCUCGUGGUCUACUUUGCUAUGCACCGCCUCAUCAUCAAGCCGUACCUGAGGGCUCAGAAAGAAAAGGAGUUGGAAAAGCAGAGGGAAAGCACAGCCACCGACAUUCUACAGAAGAAACAGGAAGCAGAAGCCGCCGUGCGGUUGAUGCAAGAAUCUGUCCGAAGAAUAAUCGAGGCAGAGGAGUCCAGAAUGGGGCUCAUCAUCGUGAAUGCCUGGUAUGGGAAAUUUGUCAACGACAAGAGCAGGAAGAGCGAGAAGGUGAAGGUGAUUGACGUCACGGUGCCCCUGCAGUGCCUGGUGAAGGACUCGAAGCUCAUCCUCACAGAAGCCUCCAAGGCGGGGCUGCCCGGCUUUUACGACCCAUGUGUGGGGGAGGAGAAGAACCUGAAAGUGCUGUACCAGUUCCGGGGCGUCCUGCACCAGGUGAUGGCGCAGGACGGCGAGGCCCUCCGGAUACCCAAGCAGUCUCACAGGAUUGACACAGACGGAUAAACUGCUCUGGCCCCUUGGGACCAGG
Messenger RNA from Talpa occidentalis (Iberian mole), 1752 nucleotides. RefSeq names its product DnaJ heat shock protein family (Hsp40) member C11 (gene DNAJC11). The coding region runs from base 48 to 1727 and encodes 559 amino acids. Lineage: Eukaryota; Metazoa; Chordata; Mammalia; Eulipotyphla; Talpidae. Gene Ontology annotation, biological process: cristae formation. The record is from RefSeq and is a predicted model, not a curated record. The transcript has 16 exons.